Molecule: messenger RNA, 969 nt
Organism: Coffea arabica (coffee)
Lineage: Eukaryota; Viridiplantae; Streptophyta; Magnoliopsida; Gentianales; Rubiaceae
Source: RefSeq, a predicted model, not a curated record
CCCAACCCUUCUUUCUUCUUCCCUUCUUCCUUUAGAAGAAGUUUAUUAAAGGGUUAGAAGAGAACCUGAUCAAGGUGAAAGGGGUAAGAGGAGAGAAAGAGAGAAAGCAAGAAAGAAAGCUGAUGAAAAAGCUGAAAGUUCAAAAGCUAAAAGAAAGCUGAUGAUAACCGAAAGAAAGAGCCUUUUUAUUAUAUCCCUCCUCAUGUUUGCACUUGCUGCUGUAUCUGUAUCUCUAUCUGUAUCUUCCACAGUAUCCAUUUCUACUUCUCUCUUCUCCUACUGCCUUCGCCAUAUCCAUUAAAUCUCCAUGCUCAAGAGCUUCAAGCUGCUUUCUCCAUACUAGUAGAGGAGAAGGGGAGAAUAUUAAAAAAAAAAAAUUUUUUUUGAGCAAGCCCAUGUUGAGUAGUGAUAUUAUUAACCAUCCCUCCUCAUCUUCUGAGCCAUUUACUUGUGGAGAAAAUGGAAUCAACAGUAAGAGAAAAAGAAGGCCUGCAGGAACUCCAGAUCCAGAUGCAGAAGUGGUAUCCCUUUCACCCAAAACCCUGCUGGAAUCGGAUCGAUACGUGUGUGAGAUCUGCAAUCAAGGAUUUCAGAGGGACCAAAACCUGCAGAUGCACAGGAGGAGGCAUAAAGUUCCAUGGAAGCUUCUGAAAAGGGAAACACCAGUGGUGAGAAAGCGCGUUUUUGUGUGCCCGGAGCCCAGCUGCCUUCACCAUGAUCCUUGUCACGCUUUAGGCGAUCUUGUGGGGAUAAAGAAACAUUUUAGAAGGAAACACAGCAAUCAGAAACAGUGGGUGUGUGAGAAAUGUUCCAAAGGAUAUGCUGUUCAAUCUGACUAUAAAGCCCAUCUCAAAACCUGCGGUACCAGAGGCCAUUCUUGCGACUGUGGCCGGGUUUUCUCGAGUUAUCAUUGAUCUUGGCUGCUAUGGUUUCUAAGCUGGAAGGCAAUGGUUAAACACAAGAAGGAGA